This is a messenger RNA of Piliocolobus tephrosceles (Ugandan red Colobus), 3772 nucleotides long. It is a transcript of the gene DYNC2I1, whose product is annotated as dynein 2 intermediate chain 1. Lineage: Eukaryota; Metazoa; Chordata; Mammalia; Primates; Cercopithecidae. The transcript is spliced from 24 exons. Gene Ontology annotation, cellular component: cytoplasmic dynein complex. Gene Ontology annotation, biological process: intraciliary transport. Gene Ontology annotation, molecular function: dynein heavy chain binding; dynein light chain binding. The coding region runs from base 167 to 3358 and encodes 1063 amino acids. The record is from RefSeq and is a predicted model, not a curated record.
AGGGCACGCUGGGCAGGGCCGCUCGGCCCUCUGCUGCUCCUGCCUGCCGGUUGCUAGGCGUUGGACGCGCCUCCCGAAGUGUGCGGGGCUACAGGUGGCCUCCUUGGGGUGGGCCGCGCCUGGCGGGGCCGAGGACACCGCGGCUGCCCGGGGCCUGCGAGAAGCAAUGGAACCCGGAAAGGCCAUCCAGUCAGGCGGUUCCAAGGAAGAAAAGAAGCACAGAGAGAAGAAGCUGCGUAAGGAGUCUGAGAUGGACCUUCCUGAACACCAGGAGGCGAGGUGCUGGGAUCCCGACCAGGAUGCCAGGAGCAGAGACAGGGCGGCUGAAGUCGACACUGCUAAGGAGAGUCCCCGUGGGGAGAGGGACAGAGACAGACAGAGGGAGAGGAGAAGAGACGCAAAAGACCGGGAGAAAGAAAAGCUGAAGGAGAAACAUCGAGAGGCAGAAAAGUCUCACAGCAGAGGAAAGGACAGGGAAAAAGAAAGAGACAGAAGGGCCCUGAAGGAAGAGCCCCGGCAGACCGUGGCCCGCCGCAACCUGCUGGGCCAGGAGACACAGGACCGGCGGCUCCUGGAGCGGGCGGAGAGGAAAGGCCGCUCAGUAAGUAAAGUAAGAAGUGAAGAGAAAGAUGAAGACUCUGAAAGAGGAGAUGAAGAUAGAGAAAGAAGAUACCGAGAAAGAAAGCUGCAGUACGGAGACAGCAAGGACAACCCUCUCAAGUACUGGCUUUAUAAAGAAGAAGGUGACAGGAGACACAGGAAGCCCAGAGAGCCAGAUCGAGACAAGAAACACCGAGAAAAAAGCAGCACAAGGGAAAAAAGAGAGAAAUAUUCCAAAGAGAAAAGUAAUUCAUUCUCUGAAAAAGGAGGGGAAGAAAGACAUAAAGAAAAGCGACACAAAGAAGGCCUUCAUUUUGAUGAUGAGAGGCACCGAAGCAGCGUGGAUAGAAAAGAGAGAUCAGCAAAAGACGAGCACAAGAAAAGGGAAUCCAAGGUACCCCUUCCGAUGCUUCGUUGCCUUCACAGCCGCCACGAGAACGGACACAGAAAUCGAGGUGCAAGCUCAAAAAGAGAUGGGACCAGCAGCCAGCAUGCUGAGAAUUUAGUAAGGAAUCACGGAAAAGAUAAAGAUUCAAGACGGAAGCAUGGCCACGAGGAAGGCUCUUCCGUGUGGUGGAAGCUGGACCAGAGGCCAGGAGGCGACGAAACUGUGGAAAUGGAAAAGGAAGAAACUGAUUUAGAACAUGCUAGAGCUGAUGCAUAUAUAGCCAGUUGUGAAGAUGAUUUUGAAGACUACGAAGAUGACUUUGAGGUUUGUGAUGAUGAUGAUGAUGAUGAAAGCAGUAAUGAACCUGAGUCAAGAGAAGAAAUGGAAGAACUUCCUUUAGCUCAAAAAAGGGAAAUACAAGAAAUUCAAAGAGCUAUUAAUGCAGAAAAUGAAAGGAUUGGCGAGUUAUCUUUGAAACUGUUUCAGAAGCAAAGUAGAACAGAAUUUGAAAAGGAGCCCAGGACAGAUACAAACAGUUCCCCUUCCAGAGCCUCCGUUUGUGGAAUUUUUGUGGAUUUUGCCUCAGCUUCACACCGUCAAAAGAGUCGGACUCAGGCCCUUAAGCAAAAGAUGCGAAGUACAAAACUGCUUCGGCUCAUUGACUUAGAUUUUUCAUUUACUUUCUGGCUCUUGGAUCUACCACCAGUAAAUGAAUAUGACAUGUAUAUCAGAAACUUUGGGAAAAAAAAUACCAAGCAGGCAUAUGUUCAGUGUAACGAAGAUAAUGUUGAAAGAGACAUUCAAACAGAGGAAAUAGAGACCAGGGAAGUGUGGACCCAGCACCCAGGAGAAAGUACCGUUGUAUCUGGAGGCAGUGAACAAAGAGAUAUCUCUGAUGCUGUAGUUAUGCCAAAGAUUGAUACUCCAAGGUUAUGUAGCUUUCUGCGGGCGGCUUGUCAGGUGAUGGCUGUUUUGCUGGAAGAGGAUCGCUUGGCAGCUGAACCCAGCUGGAAUCUUAGGGCUCAAGACAGGGCCCUGUAUUUUAGUGACAGCUCAUCUCAGCUGAACACCAGCCUGCCAUUCCUUCAAAAUCGAAAAGUAUCCUCCUUGCACGCCUCCCGAGUUCAGAGGCAGAUGGUGGUCUCCGUUCACGACUUACCCGAGAAGGCCUUUGCGCCCCUGCUGGACAGCAAAUACGUCCUCUGUGUGUGGGAUAUUUGGCAGCCUUCAGGGCCACAGAAGGUUCUGAUAUGUGAGUCCCAGGUCACGUGUUGCUGCUUGAGCCCUUGCAAAGCAUUUUUACUGUUUGCCGGAACAGCGCAUGGCUCAGUCGUCGUCUGGGAUUUGAGAGAAGACUCAAGGUUGCAUCACUCUAUGAAGCUGAGCGAUGGUUUCUGGACAUUCCGGACGGCCACGUUUUCCACCGAUGGAAUCCUUACCUCAGUAAACCACCAAAGCCCUCUUCAAGCAGUAGAACCUAUCUCAGCGUCCGUCCACAAAAAGCAGAGCUUUGUGCUUUCGCCCUUUUCGACUCAGGAAGAAAUGUCAGGUUUGUCCUUCGACAUCGCUUCCUUGGAUGAGAGUGGGGUUCUCAAUGUGUGGGUGGUUGUUGAAUUACCAAAGGCAGACAUCGCAGGUUCAGUAAGUGAUUUAGGUCUAAUGCCUGGAGGGAGGGUCAAGCUGGUACAUAGUGCUCUGAUCCAGUUGGGUGACAGUCUUUCCCAUAAAGGUAAUGAAUUUUGGGGGACUACACAAACACUGAAUGUUAAAUUUCUGCCUUCAGAUCCUAAUCACUUUAUUGUUGGCACAGACGUGGGUCUCAUAAGCCAUGGCACAAGACAAGAUUUGAGAGUGGCUCCCAAACUAUUCAAACCUCAGCAACGUGGUAUAAGGCCAGUAAAAGUUAAUGUCAUUGAUUUUUCACCAUUUGGAGAACCAAUAUUUUUGGCUGGCUGUUCGGACGGAAGCAUCAGGCUGCACCAGCUGAGCUCCGCGUUUCCGCUCCUGCAGUGGGACAGCAGCACAGACAGCCAUGCAGUCACCGGCCUGCAGUGGUCCCCGACCAGGCCUGCCGUGUUCCUGGUGCAGGACGACGCAUCCAACGUCUACCUCUGGGACCUCCUCCAGAGCGAUCUGGGUCCUGUUGCCAAACAGCAGCUCUCCCCCAACAGGCUGGUGGCCAUGGCUGCGGUGGGUGAGCCCAAGAAGGCUGGUGGCAGCUUCCUGGCCCUGGUGCUGGCCAGGGCCUCCGGCUCCAUCGACAUCCAGCACCUGAAGAGGCAGUGGGCGGCCCCGGCGGGGGAUGAGUGCAACAGGCUGCGUCUGCUUUUGCAGGAGGCCCUGUGGCGAGAGGGAAAACCACACAAGUAGCGGGUGUUGCUGAGAGGACGGCGUUUCGGUAAUGACCCAAAUUUAAAAGACGUAAAAUGGAUAAUUUUACAUUUCUGUGCAAGUAUAUUUAUGUAUAUAGACUAUGUAUAUUCUGUAUAUAAUUUAUUUUACAAGAAUAUUUCUUUGGUAUUCCAAGGAAAUAAAUGACUACUUUUGAAUGGAAACAAAGAAAAUUCUAGCAUUUACGAAACUUCCAGGGGAGCAUAGAGCCACAUCCAGGGUCCUCUUUUCCGAGAGUAUUUUGAGUUAUUUUUACAACAGUUUAAAAUAUUGUCACAUUACUACUAGAUUUCAAACAGUCUACCAUGAAAAUGUAUCUUAAUGAACUAUUUUCUUAUGCAUAAAAUAUAUGUACACAUGUCUAAAUUAAAAGGAAUUGCUCCACUGAAAUGA